Molecule: messenger RNA, 846 nt
Organism: Medioppia subpectinata
Lineage: Eukaryota; Metazoa; Arthropoda; Arachnida; Sarcoptiformes; Oppiidae
Source: the annotation of a GenBank genome assembly
AUGAAAAUUAUAAUUGCCUUAACGCUGUCUUUGGCUCAACUCUACGGUCUUAUAGACUGUGUUGAGUACACGGACUGCGGUUCAGUUGACGGUCGGGUGACGGCUAUAGCGGUGGCCGGUUGUGGUCCGGGAGACGAGUACUGUCAGCUCAAAGGUGGCAAAAAGGCCAGCAUUGAUCUAGGAGGUUCGGAGGUAUGGUCUUUGAAAAAGGAUGCCUGCGGUGGUGAAUACAACGUCAAGUGUCCGCUCAAAAAGGGCUCACAGAAUGAGAUGAAGAUCGCGAUGGAUGUGCCGGACAUACCGUCGGAUAUUAAGGUUGAGAUCGCUGUGGAUCUGUUGGACACCAGCGUUAUAAUGAACGCAUUUCUAACCCUCGCUGUGGCGGCCAUCGCAUUGACCGGUUGUGUUCAGUCGGUCGACAUCACGGACUGCGGUUCAGUUGACGGCACCGUCACAUCGGUUUCGGUUAAGGGCUGCGGACCCGGCGAUGAGUACUGUACGUUCAAGACGGGCACCAACGCCGGCAUUGACAUCAAGUUUGAUUCCAAGGUGGACACGAGCUCUGCCAAAGUGAAACUCUGGGCUGUUAUCGCUGGUUCGCCAAUUGAGUUCCCGUUUACUCACAGCGACGCGUGUAAAGAGUGGGGACUUCACUGUCCGCUAACAAAGUCGAGUCACAACGAGUUUAAGCUUCAAAUGCCAGUCGAGAGCUCUUACCCUAAAAUCAAGCUCAGUAUCCGAGUCGGUCUCGAAGACGCCGCAGGAAAACUGCUUAUCUGCCAAGAAAUACCCGCUGAGAUCAAAUAAAUUGACCAUGCUUAUUUACUAAAUUAAUUAAUUUGCAGC